Messenger RNA from Protobothrops mucrosquamatus (brown spotted pit viper), 3174 nucleotides. It is a transcript of the gene AXDND1, whose product is annotated as axonemal dynein light chain domain containing 1. The record is from RefSeq and is a predicted model, not a curated record. NCBI's taxonomy places the organism in Eukaryota, Metazoa, Chordata, Lepidosauria, Squamata, Viperidae. The coding region runs from base 1 to 3174 and encodes 1057 amino acids. The transcript is spliced from 25 exons.
AUGUCUGAUCAGAGGGAGCAAGUUCCAGCAUUGCCUUCUACUUCAAAACAAGAGAGCAAACAAGUCAAAGAUAUUGACUCUUUAGUACUUAUUAGUGACAGCAGUAAAGAAUUCCCCGAGUUAAGAAACAAACCAAGUGUGGAAGUUCACUCCAAACUUCAUUCAAAACCCUUGCAACAUGAUUUCAUCCCAGAAGAGAUAUUUGUUGCUCUGACUUCUGCUGCCAAUCCAGUCCAAUACCCUCCUUUUUUAAGACCACCCAAGAAAACAAAAAGUUUUGACUUUCAGGGUUGCAUCCGUACAGCUGAUGGAGUCUGGCAACAUCCUAUUCGUAGAAAUAAAUUUCGAUACCUGAUACAGCAUCCUAUCUGCUUGACUGGAGCUGGAAGGGAUGUCUCUUUUCUGUAUGAUAUCAUCUCUCAAAAAGGAGCAAGGGGUCCUUCCUCAGGUGCUGUACCUCAUAAAAGUUUGAAGCAGGACGCAAAUGCAGCUAAGCCUAGAGCAAAUGUAGCAGACACCCUUGUUCCAGAGGAAUUUCAUAUUGUAAAGAACAGAGGUGUCCUGGGUUUGGAAUAUUAUGAUGAUAAAUAUACAACUCUGCUUGAAGAUGAGGAAAACAGGCUGCGGGUUUUUCCAUCUAUGAAGCCCGCUGGGAGGCUGGAAGUUCUCCAGCUGAUGAAAGUGAUGGAUACUCUGCUGGAAAAGGCUGGAACAAAUGAUGAGAAUGUUGGUGUAGCAGGGCUUUCGCAGAUGCACAAUGUCCUGGAGGUGAUAAAGGUGGAACAGAACAUCUACAAUAUUGUGUUUCAUGAAAUCAUUCGACAAGUCAGCGUGGAUUGUGCAGAGCGAGGAGAGCUCCUCUCUAAACUCAGACAAAGAUAUGUGGAAUUGCUAGAACGAAUUCCUAGACAGAUGAGGAAUCUCUACAAAGAAAUGAUGGCACAGAGAGUAAUGGAUAAACACAUUACUGAUGAGUUAUUCCAUUUCAAGCAAGCUAUAGGACAGCUGACAAGGGAACUAAAUACUAUCCGAGAACAUGACCAUAGAACCACCUUGGAAGCCGAAAAAGCCUACAAGGACCUGGCAAAAGCAGUAAAGGAGUCAGAGAUGAAUGCGAAUCUUUUAGAUGAAUAUCGUGAGCUGUACGAACUGCAGAGGGCAAGACUGGAGGCUCAGAUUCAUCAGUUAACGCUAGAAAAAGAAUUGUGGAGCAGUGCCACAUAUGAUAUAGCCUUAAAGGUAGUUGAAAAGAACAAGCUGAUACUGGCUCGGAGAAUGUAUGACAGUGAAAAGGCUUGGAUCAAAGGGAUGAGGCACUUCCUAAUGCUAUUGGCGUCUCAGGAUUCUAUUGAUCUUUCUAAUCUACAGCAUUGGACACAGGAAUUCCGGGAGCUUUUGAGAGAUAUUGAUGUACAGGUGGAGCAGGUUGAAGAAACUACAAGAGAAAGGGCAAAAAGUAUUCAGAAUGGUUUGACGGGUUGGCUCAAUUACUUCCAAAAUCAUAUUCUUGGAAAAGGAACUUAUAGUUUUGAAAAGGGAGCUAUUUUGCUAGAACAAAUCCUUGUGGAUCUCAAGGUUUGGGAAAAGAUGUUAAAUGAUGAAUUGACUCAGUAUGGGGGUGAUGUGCUUCUUUUGAGACAAGAUCCCCUCAAGACAGCAACCAAAUUGCAGAAGCAGUGGGUUGAUCUGGGAGUUGCUUUGCAUGGCCGUCACAAAGAUCACCAUGGCAGGAGGCCAGUUGAGUCACAAAUGCUGGAAGAAAUCAAUAAAAACUGCCAUCGUCUCAAUGAACAGUACUGUACAAGGGUUAAUGGGGAAAAUGGAUCUGCCAAAAUCGUAAUAACUUUAGUGAACAGUUUGGAAGAGUGGACAUUCAAAUUGUUAUCCAGCAAGCAGAAGAAGGGAUUAUAUGAAGCUGACUGGUUAAAUUUUUUCCAAGCUGUUUCUGAUUGGCUGGUCCAGUUGGAAGAUCUGCUGAAAAUUACUGGUACUUCUGAGUCUCUACAAGAACAAAAGCUUAGGACAUUUGCAUCUUGCCAGGUGAUGAUACCUGCGGAUGUGUUCAAGAAGAUUCAGAAUUGGCUCCUGACAACUACUAAUAGUUCUGAAAAAGAAAAUGCUCAGCUUUCUCUGGAGUUGACUGAUUUCCACAAUGUUCUGAGCAAAUGGAUGGUCAACCUGCUGAUGCACAUGGUGCCAGAGCACACCUGUUCUGAUACUAUCCCUUUGAGUGACACUGAAGUAUCAAUGCAAGCAGAACGCAAGAUGCUGAAUAUUUUGAAUCUUGAAAAAGAAGUAAUGGGUCUGGUUGCUCACAUGAGCCAGUUUUCCUCUUAUCUAGUCAGUUGCUGCAAAGAAAUGGUUUCAGUUACAACACGUAAGAAACUGGCUACCUCUGACCCUGAUGCAGAAUACGAAUUGCAACAGUUAGAGAAGAUCAAGACAGAGUGCCUGGAUUGGAUUGAUACAUGCAACCUUCUUUUAUCUGGAAUGAAGUAUUCUCCCACCAAGUUAAUUGGCCAAGAGCAGCUUAUACAUUACUUUGGAUCAGAGGUCUUUCAACCAAAACGAAAGCUUCCCCCUCACCCCGAGCAUACCCUGGAGAGCACUUCUUCCACUCAAGUAGAAGAAACUCUUGUUGAAGUCAAGAAAGUGGAGGAAGCAGGUUCCGAGCAAAGCCCAGAAAAGGAGCCCAUAUUGGAAAUACAGAAAAAGCCAUCUCUACCUGGCACUAGCAGUGAAAUUCCAGAGGAAAGCCCUGAGAUUGAUUAUCAAAUGAGAUACAUUGCCCACGAUGCUAACGUGUAUUGCAAAACCUUGACCGCCGAAAAAAUUACAGUUUCAGGGAGAGAAUUGUAUGCCAGCCAGCCAACCACCGAAUUCUCUAAAAAGGAAUUUCAGAUAUUAGCUUCAUUAGAAAUUCUGGAGGAAAGGCUCAUAGAUGCUGAGAAACGAGCCCAGGAGGCUGAGGAAAAAUCAGAAACCCUUCAUGAGGAGUUGGAGGAAGCUCUGAAAAAACUCCAGGAUAUAGAGGAUGAGGAACCAGGGUCUAAAGAUUUUGGCAAAAAAGCAGAAAAAUCUGAAGAAACCUCUCGCAAGAAAGCAUCUGAUAAAACUGGUCAUUCUAAACCACCCACUCCCCGACCUAAGAAAUCCCCUAAACCCAAGCGCUGA